AGAUUCAUAAAACAAGGGAAAGAAGAAACAAAGAACCGAAACUUUGAGAAUGCCAUUAAGCUGUUUAAUAAGGCAUACAAAAUUCAUCCUAGUGAAAAGCUGAAAGGUCGCAUUGAAAAGUUGGAGGAAGCUCUUGCAGCUUGGGAUCUUAAGGAGGAGGAAGAUGACGAAUUUGUUAAUGUUUUGAGCAGUGGUUUGAUGCUGUUCAGAGAUUUGUAUGAAAAACUUUAUCUGCAUCAAAAGGAGGGUGUGGCUUUCCUGUAUAGCCUUUACAGAGAUGAAAGAAAAGGGGGAAUUCUUGCUGAUGACAUGGGUCUUGGAAAAACUAUUCAGAUUAUUGCCUUUCUUUCUGCGAUGUUUGAUGCAGACUUGAUAAAAAAUGUUUUGGUAGUCAUGCCAACUACCCUUAUUUCUAAUUGGUCCAAAGAAUUUUCCAAAUGGACCCCUGGGAUGAGGGUUAAAGAAUUUCAUGGUACCAGUAAGUCUGAACGCUCAAAAAACUUGGAACGAAUUCAGAGACGAGGUGGAGUACUGAUUACAACAUACCAGAUGUUGGUUAAUAAUUGGCAGCAACUCUCCACUGUUGAUGGUUCAGAAUUUACUUGGGAUUACAUUAUUCUUGAUGAAGCACACAAAAUAAAAACACCAUCUGCCAAAACUACAAAAUGUGCUCAUUGUAUUCCAGUGAAGAAUCGCAUCCUUCUCACCGGUACACCUGUACAAAACAAUCUCCGUGAGAUGUGGUCACUGUUUGAUUUUGCAUGCCAGGGAUCAUUGUUGGGAACCUCUAAAACAUUCAAAAUGGAAUAUGAAAAUCCAAUAACCAGGGCCAGGGAAAAAGAUGCUACCCCAGGUGAAAGGGUACUUGGACUUAGGAUUUCAGAAAAUCUUAUGAAUAUUAUAAAACCAUACUUUCUAAGACGUACAAAAGAAGAUGUUCAGAACAAAAAAAGUCAUGAGACGAAGGAGGAUGAAUCUAAAAAUGUAGUGCAGAACAGUAAUAAUGUAGUGAUGCCUUCAUUGACCAGGAAGAAUGAUUUGAUUGUGUGGGUUUACCUUAGUCAAGUACAGGAAGAAAUUUACAGAAAUUUUUUAUCAUUGGAUGAGGUAAAGGAAGUGUUAAUGACCACUAAGACACCUUUAACUCUAUUAAACGUCUUGAAAAAGCUGUGUGAUCACCCUAGGUUGUUGUCUGCUCGAGCCUGCAGACAACUGGGUCUUGAAAGUCCACAAGAUAUUGAAGAUCUUGAUUCAGAAGCAGAGUCUGGGAAUAGCAGAAUAGAUGGCCUGUCUGAUGAAACUCUUGUUCAGGAGUCUGGGAAGUUGAUAUUCCUCAUAGGUCUGCUGGAAAGACUUCGAGAUGAAGGUCAUCAAACCCUUGUUUUCUCUCAGUCAAGAAAAAUGUUGGACAUAAUUCACCGUAUAUUAAGCAGAAAAGGAUUUAAAAUAAUGCGUAUUGAUGGAACAAUUUCUCAUAUUGCAGAACGUGAAAAACGGAUCAGUGUUUUCCAGAGUAAUAAAGAUUAUGCAGUGUUCUUACUCACAACACAAGUCGGUGGUGUUGGAAUUACCUUAACUGCAGCAACAAGAGUAGUUAUUUUUGAUCCAAGCUGGAACCCUGCUACUGAUGCUCAAGCUGUGGAUAGAGCAUAUAGGAUAGGACAGAAAGAAAAUGUAGUUAUCUACAGGUUAAUUACCUGCAGUACUGUGGAGGAGAAGAUUUAUCGAAGGCAAGUAUUCAAGGAAUCUUUAAUCAGGCAAACAACUGGUGACAAAAAGAAUCCAUUCAGAUAUUUCACUAAACAAGAACUAAAAGAGCUGUUUACAUUAGAAGAUCCUAGGAUGUCUACGACACAGUUGCAGCUUCAGUCCAUGCAUGCUGCUCACAGGCGGACAGACACGGAACUGGAUGAGCAUAUUGCCUUUCUGCACACAUUAGAGAUCUUUGGAGUUUCUGAUCAUGAUCUUAUGUAUUCUCAAGAUGCAGGUACUUGUGACCUCGAAGAUGAUGAUGAGGCUCAGCAGUACAUUGAAAACAGAGUUCAAAAGGCCCAUGAGCUCGUUCAAGCUGAAUCACAGCUUAAUCAGCAACUGAUGCAGCAACUUAAAGAUGGGACAGAGCCAGCAUGGCUUGGGCAUCCUGAGCUUUUUGCUAGACCAAAGGAAAGAAAACCUGCAAAAUCUGAGCUUAAUUCUCAAAAUAAGCCACUGUGGGGUGAAGAGAGUGAAUAUCUACAGUCUGAAGUCAUUGAUCUUAGACUGGAUGGAGAUGACUAUCAACGUGUUGGACAUAAUGAGUCUGAAGUAAUUGAUCUUGACAUGAAUGAAGAUGAAAUUCAGAAUAUUAGCUGCAAAAUUAAAAGUAUGGUCAUUGAGGAGUCCUUGGAACAGUCAGAAAAAGAUGCGUUUGUCACAGACCGUUCUGUUUCAGGACAUAACACGUCUCAGCCCAGUGAUAUACUUGCUGUAUCUUUUUCUCAGCCUCUUAAUCCAAGUAGCAACAGCACUGUGACUAAAGAAACCAUGCAGGUCAAGUCAGAAAACAAAUCUGUUCUGUUGACUGAUGAAGCUUCCACCCCUUCAAAUUUUGAAACUGGCUGUGCAAAUAAAGCAGGUCAUAACAGUGAUGCAGCAGUCACAAUUAUUCAGGCUCCAGAAAAUUGUGAAGAUGUUGAAAUGUCCUCUCCAUUGCCUAAAAGUUUGCACCACCAUUCAGAUUCUGAGACAGCUGAUGUUAAAAUGAGCAUUUCACAUCACAUCGAGCUAUCAACAGAUGUCACACAAGAACUGUUAGAACUUCAGAAUCCUAAUCAAGCUGAAGCUUCUCAGUUUGAAGAGACUACAUCUCAGUUGCAGUGUGAUUUUAAUUUGGUUUUGGAGGAUUCUGUGAGUGAUGAAAACUUUGGUAGUUCAGUCAGUCACCUGAAAACUGGUACAGAUCUUAAAAAUAUUACAGCAAGUAGUCAGUUAAACAUUAGUGCUGUAGAGUCUUUAAGAGAGUUAUCAAGGACAGAGCUUCAUGACCAAGAUGUGUCAUCUCCUGUUCACUUAGUCAAAAGGAAGAUGAGAAGGAUUAUUUCAGAUUCUGAGGAGGAGGAGAAUGACGAUGUUGCAGUCUUUGAAAUGGAUGAAAAGGUUGCUGAGAAAUUGUCUUUGCAGAGCCCUUUAAAUUCGUCAUUUCAUACGAACAGUACCUCCACUCCAAAACAAACUGCAUUAGUUAAAGAUUCAUUUUCACAUAGAAAAAGCUCGGGAGGAAAUCAUUCGAUCAGUUCUAGACGAUCUCUUGUUAAUGUUGUAGUUGAAGACUUGGAAGAGCUUCAAGAAACGGUAGAUGACAAUAAAGCACUAAGUAUUAUAGAUGCAGAAGAGGAAGAAAACUGGCUUGUUGAACAAGCAGAUGAAGGUAGUGAAUCUGAUGCCUCUUCUGAAGAGGAGCCCGAUGGGGAAAGCUUGCACACUGUAGACACCAAUGGCUACGAGUCUGAAAUUGUUUUGGAAGGCUCAAAACAAGUAGAUAGUUUUGUGGAAGAGAGUUCUUCAGAAGAAAUGACUGAUAUUGAACUUGCCUCUAAUGAAGAGGUGCAUUCUUUUGCCCAGAAAAGAACUGAACUUGAACCUGAUCAGGUGCAAUUGUUAGCUGAGCAAAAUAUGCCCUCUCUUGGGGAGAGCUGCAACCCUGUUUACCAAUUUCAGUUUCCAGCAAAAGAUGAAUAUGAGAUUUUGGUAAAUUGUGGAAAGAAUUUGAUGUCAAAUGGGAAACUUCAAGAUGCCUUAGCUGUAUUUUUGCAAGCACUUGACCUAAAAAGUGGAGAUCCAGAAAUUCAGUUACUGACUAUAAGUUUGUAUAGAAAGCUUUCUCAAAAAUAACUAGUCCGGAGAGAACAAUAGUCUGUUGGUGUAAGAAAUGAGAAAAAGCAAAAAUGCACUUUUUUCUCUACAGUUACUGUGACUAUACAAAGUCAUUCUGCAUUAGAGUUAAUUUAGGAGAAAAAAUCCCUCUGCAUUUGAUGAGCAACUCUGUAGAAUUACAAAAAAGUUGCACUUAAAGCUGUUGAGUUUGUAACAUUAAUCUGCAUUUUUUGCAGGCUCCUUAGCUGCAUAUUGUUUUAACUGUUUGUGGGUUCUUGUAUCAGUCCAAAACUGGACGAACCAUGCCACAUCGAAUGGCUUCUCAUUGGUUUUACAUGAGCAGCCCUUUCAUCGUUCAUACUGGCUAAAAUUUGGUAUUAAAUGCACCUGUUUGCUUAUUUGCUUAAUUUAUGCACCCUAACUUUGUAUGUUAACCUGUUAACCUUGAACUUGACUGAUCUUUAACUGUAGUCACGUGUGUUAUUACUUUAAUAUUUCCCUGUAUAUACUUUCUGAUUUACUUAAAAUUAUUCUGUCCUCUUGCCAUACAGAAUGUCAAAGAAAAAAAUAUGAUUGUUGUGAAUAAGCUGA
This is a messenger RNA of Protopterus annectens (West African lungfish), 4443 nucleotides long. It is a transcript of the gene ERCC6L, whose product is annotated as ERCC excision repair 6 like, spindle assembly checkpoint helicase. The record is from RefSeq and is a predicted model, not a curated record. Gene Ontology annotation, molecular function: protein binding; DNA translocase activity; ATP-dependent chromatin remodeler activity. Lineage: Eukaryota; Metazoa; Chordata; Ceratodontiformes; Protopteridae.